AUGAAAAUGAAGAAAAAAAAAGCAGCAGAAAAAUCCGUCAGAUAUAAAUUUUCUAUUUGCAACUUUUCUUUCUUUUUGUUUUCAAACACAAUCAGUACAAACCAAAAUAUGCAUUUAUCAAUACUUACACUUUUGUUGGUAUUUCUCCAACCAAUAAAAGGGGAAUCAAACACUUCGACCAUUUUAGGUAUUCCAACCACUCAAGAAGACGAAGAUUUAUCAGGAUCACAAUCAAUUCUGCCAAUAAGAGUUGUUGGAAACAAAUUUUUUGAAUGUGAAAAUGGUCAACAAUUCUUUAUUAAAGGAAUUGCAUAUCAGAAAUCAAGACAAGAAGGAGAGAUAUAUGAUGCUACUAAAGAACCACAUUAUGUUGAUCCAUUAGCUAAUCCAUUUACUUGUUUAAGAGAUUUAGAAUAUUUAAAAGAAUUAGGUGUUAAUGUAAUUAGAGUAUAUCAAAUUAAUCCAAAUGCAAAUCAUGAUGUUUGUAUGAAUGCAUUUGCUGAAGCUGGAAUUUAUGUUCUUGCUGAUUUAUCUGAACCUUAUAUGUCCAUUCGAAGAGAUUAUCCUCAUUGGGAUACUGAAUUAUUUAAUCGAUACAAGGAAGUGAUUGAUGCAAUGAAUAAAUAUAAUAAUAUGUUGGGAUUUUUUGCUGGUAAUGAAGUUGCUAAUGCUCAAUCUAAUAUUGAUUCAAGUCCUUUUGUUAGAGCAGCUUUGAGAGAUUGUAAGAAAUAUAUUGAUGAACAAGGUUAUAGAAAGAUACCAAUUGGAUAUGCAUCAAAUGAUGAUGCAAGUAUUCGAAAGAAUUUAGCCAAUUAUUUUGUUUGUAAAUUAGAUGAAGAUGAAGAUAAUUAUAGUCGAGCAGAUUUUUUUGCUAUUAAUGUUUAUGAGUGGUGUGGAUAUUCAACAUAUACUACUUCAGGGUAUCGUGAUUUGACAGUUGCUUUUAAUAAUUAUCCUGUGCCUGUUUUUUUCAGUGAAUUUGGUUGUAAUAUAAUUACUCCUAGACCAUUCACUGAAAUUGAAGCAAUUUAUGGCACUACCAUGAGAAAAGUUUGGUCAGGUGGUAUUGUGUAUGAAUAUUUCGAAGAAGUUAACCAUUAUGGGGUUUUAUUGUCUAAAAAAGAUGGACUGAUUUCUAAAUUACCUGAUUUUGACACUUUGAAAAUGAGAUACAAUUCAGUGACACCAAUUGGAAUCACUGUUGAUGAAGCUACAAUUUGUGAGCCAAAAUCGUGUAUACAACCGGAAGAUGAUGCAUGGGAUAUUGCUUUAUCAUUACCACCAACACCUGAUCAAGGUAAAUGUGAAUGUUUAUGGCAGUCGUUAUCUUGUGUUAUUGCGAGUGACGCACAAUUUGAUGAAGAAGUUGCUUUGAAAGAUUUAUGUUUCAAAGUUGAUUGCGAAGAUAUUAACGCUAAUGGUAGAUUGGGUAAAUAUGGGAAAUAUUCCGAUUGUAAUCCAACCGUAAGAGCAUCAUAUGCUUUGAAUAAGCAUUAUGAACAAAGUGGAAGAAAACAAGAUAUUUGUGAUUUCCAAGGUAGAGGACAGCUAUCAAGUGGAAGAGGUUUAGAUGAUUUGGGUUCAAAGUAUUCAAGUGAUGGACGAAAUUGUUUGGCAAUUAUUGAAGGAAGAGCUCAACCUGAUUGUCAACCUGGUCAAGGUGGAGGUAAAGACAAUGAUGGAAAAGAAUAUGAUCAUGGAAAAGGUGAUCAUGAAUAUGGGAAGGAGUAUGAUGAUGGUGACGACUACGAUGACUACGAUGAUGAUGAUGAUGACGAUGGUCGUGAUUAUGGUGAUGAUCGCAAGGGUAGCAAAGAUUCAUCUGGAUCACGUAGAAAAUCGCAUAAGAAACCACAUAAUAAAAAAGCAAAGGCUAAACCAACCAAACUGGUCACCAGUGGUUCUACAACUUACAAAAAUUCAAUUUUCCAAACUAUUGUGAAGUUGUUAUUUACAUGCUGUGCUUUAUUGAUUUAG
Molecule: messenger RNA, 1977 nt
Organism: Candida tropicalis MYA-3404
Lineage: Eukaryota; Fungi; Ascomycota; Pichiomycetes; Serinales; Debaryomycetaceae
Gene: PGA5
Product: 1,3-beta-glucanosyltransferase
Exons: 1
Coding region: 1-1977 (658 amino acids)
Biological process (GO): fungal-type cell wall (1->3)-beta-D-glucan biosynthetic process
Cellular component (GO): fungal-type cell wall; cytoplasm
Molecular function (GO): 1,3-beta-glucanosyltransferase activity
Source: RefSeq, a predicted model, not a curated record